GCUGUUAUCCCUUUCUGUCACAAGGUGUGGAAACAAAGUGAGAUGGCGCGCGCCUGCUUGUCUAUGAUUAUGUCAAGUUGGGUUCGGAUUUGGUGAAAGGUGGAAGUGUGUCAGACAUAUGCGCGACAUGGGCGGGAAUAGACAUGUGUUUAUAAACCCCCAGUGUGUGUUUCGUGGGGCGGAAAUACUUCACUGUGGCAACGAGCGGAGACGACGAGGAGAGGGGAUGAGAGACGCAUGAGCGUCGGCUCUGAUUCUCCAAGGGUGUAUGGGGGUUUGGCUAGAGGAGGCGCGUUGCAGUCUGACCCCUCCAUACCACCUGUGUGGAUGACCACUUCAACAUCAUCCGACAGCGUUGAGAACCACGGUUACUCAAAGACGGAGAUGGGCGUCAUUACAGUUGAGAACAUGUUGGAGGAGUCAAUGGCGCUUUCGAGACACCUGUCCGUGGAUCGAUAUGAGCAAGAGCUCGGGUGCGAGAGGGUGGUUAUCAACAUUUCAGGCUUGCGAUUCGAAACUCAACUAAAAACUUUCAAUCAGUUUCCCAAAACGUUGCUCGGGGACCGGAGAAAGAGGAUGCGUUACUUUGACCCACUGAGGAACGAGUAUUUCUUCGACAGAAACCGACCCAGCUUUGAUGCCAUUCUCUAUUAUUACCAGUCGGGAGGGCGCAUCAGGAGACCUGUUAACGUGCCCAUUGACAUCUUCUCUGAGGAGAUCAAUUUCUAUCAACUCGGGGAAGAGGCUAUGGAAAAAUUCCGGGAGGAUGAAGGAUUCAUAAAAGAAGAGGAACGUAUUUUACCAGAUAAUGAAUUCCAAAAGCAGGUUUGGCUUUUGUUUGAGUACCCUGAAAGCUCUGGGCCAGCUAGGGGAAUAGCCAUAGUCUCCGUGCUUGUCAUUUUAAUCUCAAUUGUAAUAUUCUGUUUGGAGACCUUGCCUGAGUUUCGGGAUGACAGAGAUCCUGUCACUGUGGCACUUACAGUCAACGGGACGGCCUCCUACCAUGUAAAUCCAUUCACCGACCCUUUCUUUGUGAUAGAGACACUUUGCAUAAUAUGGUUCUCUUUUGAGUUGCUGGUCAGGUUCUUCGCGUGCCCAAGCAAAUCUACGUUCUCAAAAAACAUAAUGAACAUCAUCGACAUUGUCGCCAUAUUUCCCUACUUUAUCACUUUGGGGACAGAACUGGCUGAGAAGCAGGGUAAUGGUCAGCAAGCCAUGUCCCUGGCCAUUCUCAGAGUGAUAAGGCUCGUGAGAGUCUUUCGUAUCUUCAAGCUCUCCAGGCACUCUAAGGGGCUACAGAUUUUAGGGCAGACACUAAAGGCAAGCAUGAGGGAACUUGGACUGUUGAUAUUUUUCCUUUUUAUUGGAGUUAUCCUUUUCUCAAGUGCUGUUUACUUUGCUGAGGCCGAUGACCCGUCAUCCAGUUUUACAAGCAUCCCAGAUGCGUUUUGGUGGGCUGUGGUCACCAUGACUACUGUCGGAUAUGGAGACAUGCACCCUGUGACCAUUGGUGGCAAAAUUGUUGGGUCAUUGUGUGCUAUUGCCGGAGUGUUAACUAUUGCUCUCCCUGUGCCAGUUAUUGUCUCCAACUUCAAUUACUUUUACCAUAGGGAGACUGAUGGAGAAGAGCACGCACAGUACUUGCAUGUCAGCAGCUGCGAGCACCUACCCUCAGCCACAGAUGAGCUGAAAAGGACUCGCAGCACCUCAUCUCUGAGCAAGUCGGAAUAUAUAGAGGAGGGCAUCAACAGUGGGUAUAAACAGCCCAACUUCACCAAUGAGAGUAACCAAAACUGCGUGAACAUCCAAAAGAUAUUUACGGAUGUGUAAACGCUUUCACUUUAUAUGGAGUAUGAUGAUAGAUAGAAUACAGUUGCAACGACAAUUGUUUUCUAUGAUGGCUAAUCGUGACGUGUAGGGGCACACUGUAUCUGUCAGGUGGAGUGUGCACCGCUAUAGUGUACCACACAGGUUCGACCGCACUGUCAUCUUUCGAUUCGUCCUUGAGUCAAAAAUACGUGUUGAUGUUCGGUAGUUCGAUAGGUUGUAGGCCUAAGUGUUGCAUAUUUACCCCCGAAUCGAAGCAGAGUUGUCGUUGUGUUUUUUUGAGGGGGAAAGUUCAGUUAUCAGUGUUCAGUGUUCUUGUCAUGAAUAGCAAUAUAAUCUACAAUGUCUAUAUGAUGUCAUUUUCAUCGGAUGUUAAUAGGCUAUGCCUCACUGAAUGGGCAACCUAUGCGUAUUGGAAAAAUCAUGGACAUGACAUACUGUAGCCUGCACUAUGAGAGCAGACUGAGUAUUGUUUAGGUUUAGGCUCUUAUUGUUCUGAUCUGAUACAAAGGGGAACUUAGGCUAUGUAUUUGUUUUAUGUUUACAAUGUUACUUUUAGCAUUACAGCUUAUAGCCUAUACCAAAAAAAAAAUGUUUAAGAUAUGGAAGGAUCAAGACUUUGGAAUGCCUUUGAUAAAAUACCUCCAUAAAAUCUAAAUGUAUCAUUGCGCAUAACAUAGGUCAAAAUAUGUUGCAUAGCCUACAAUUGAUGGUGGUACUAAUCCUUGGUAAUCGAUGUAUCUUAUUAAAAUUCGAUCCAAAGACUGUCAUCAGGACUAUUUGGAAUUUAUUUUCCUACAAAACAUGACUUCAAGACUGUUUCCAUCAUGGAGGAUAGUGUGAGCACAUUGCUGAAGACAUGGACACAAUGCAUAGUGCGAGUGGAUAGAAGAAUGAAGAACAGCAAAGUCACGCCCCCUGGAUGCGACUGUGCGCGCGUUGUGAUGCAGUCGCCAUGACGACUACAGAUUCCUGGGAUGGACAUUUUCAUCACCCCAUCUCAACUUUCCAAUAACCAUCACCCAACAGACAAUGCAGCAGCAAAACACCUACACUCUGGAGGUCAUUUAUCACUAUAUUUUUCUUCCUUAUGUAAUGUGGUGGAUUAUGAUGUAAACGAAUGAGAGAACUUAUCGUCUUGGACAUACUGUACAGUCAUAAAAACUGCCUGAGUUUCAACCAAAGUAUUUUGACUGACCCAUAAUAGACUUUAACGUCAGUGUCUCAAACUCUUACCUCCAAAGGCCUUACAGGAGGAUUACCCUGACACAUCACUAUGGGAUUCAAGCUCCACCAGCACAACCCUCCACCAGCACAAAUCUUCCGCACAUACACACUGCACUGUACUGGCCCGGGGAGAGACGCCAGAGGCAAGGUGCCACGGACACAGUGUCUUCAGCUGAGACCUCCCCUCCCCUCCAAUGGACUGCCUGGGGGAAAGGAGUGUGUGCUGCACUCUGUCUCUUCCCUAGUGUCUUAGUUCUGGAAUAAGAUCCCAGAGAGACCAGCACAAGAGGACACACUGUGUAUGUUGCCGUUAUGUGUCUCCCUAGUCUUCAGCAGGCCUGUGUUUGGUCUAUAGCUACCCCCAGUGGAGUAGAGGACUGAGGUCAUGUUUUGUAGCAUCACAAUGUAUUCAUGGUGUGUUGCCGUUGUCCCAGGACAAAUGUAAGCACAUAAAUGUGUCUGCAAAUCA
Molecule: messenger RNA, 3523 nt
Organism: Salvelinus fontinalis (brook trout)
Lineage: Eukaryota; Metazoa; Chordata; Actinopteri; Salmoniformes; Salmonidae
Product: potassium voltage-gated channel subfamily A member 3-like
Exons: 2
Coding region: 238-1830 (530 amino acids)
Biological process (GO): protein homooligomerization; potassium ion transmembrane transport
Cellular component (GO): membrane; voltage-gated potassium channel complex
Molecular function (GO): protein binding; delayed rectifier potassium channel activity
Source: RefSeq, a predicted model, not a curated record